AUGAAUACCCAUGACCGUUCUAACAGCGAUCGCUCCUUAUUCCCAGUACUUCAGACCACCAAAACAGGGCCUGGCCAAGCUGCGAUCCCCAUCUGGCUGCCAUCGCCUUCCGCCUCCCUGGCCAGCUUUGCUCAGAAGCAUGGAGUCGAUCCCUCGGAUCUCCUGCACAUCUGCUGGGCGAAGAUUUUGAGAGCCUAUACGCGCUCCGAAACGCCUCGAUUCUUGUGCAUUGACCGCGAAACAUGCUUCCGGGUGCGAAGUAUCGACUUCACCAAGCAGCCCGAGGAGCCUGAUGCCAUCCAUUCUCUCCAAACACUGGCGUAUCUGGAGACAUCGGGAGUUGAUGAUGUGGAGCGGAUGUACCACCUCAAUACUGCCGUAUUAUGGGAUUCUCCCGCACAGCUUCAAUGCAAUCUACCCAUCAGCAUUCACGCACAAGACGAUGGACCUUAUUGGAAGGUCCAGUUCAAAUAUCAAAUGUCUAUGCUUGCGGAAGAACAUGCCAUUCAGCUCGCGGAUCUCGUCUCGCAUACUCUGGCGGACCUUGUCAGCGACUCCGGCUCCAACUCCCCCAACAUGUGCUCAAAACAAACCAUAGUCCAGCUGUCACUCUGGAAUGCCAAUCUGCCGGUAAUCUCCCAGUCUUGUGUCCAGGAUCAUGUUUUCCGUCACUGCCGCGACAAUCCGAGUAGUCUCGCCGUCUGCGCGUGGGAUGGAGAAAUCACAUAUGGCGAAUUGGACCAUCUGUCUUCAUUGCUGAGCAGACAACUCACUGCGAGUGGAGUUGGGCCCGAGGUCUUCGUGGCCAUCUACCUCGWCAAAAGUCGUUGGAUAUCAGUCGUUAUCCUUGCAAUCUUGAAAGCGGGAGGUGCAUUCUACUUCAUGGACGUUGCCUUCCCUGUUGAGCGAUUGCGCCAGAUGAGCCAAAAAUUGGACUCUCAUCUCAUUGUGACUUCACCAGUACUCGCCGAGCAAGCAGCAACGAUAAUCACGCAUACAAUUGUCAUCGAUGAGGAGCAAAUGCUCUUGCUUCAAACUCAAGCCAUCUCUGCUGGUGAUCCACCAACUCCGACUAAGCCACAAAAUGCCGUCUAUGCAGCCUUCACCAGUGGUAGUACAGGAGUUCCCAAAGCCGCAAUCAUCGACCACUAUUCAUACUGCUCUGCAAACCUCGAAAUACUCAAAGUUAUGAACUAUCGUCCUGGAGGCAGGGUCUUGCAAUUUUCCGCCGCUGGCUUCGAUAUUUGCAUCCAGGACCACCUGAAUGCUAUGAUGUCAGGCUCUUGUCUUUGCAUACCACCAAGACUGUCCCAAGCCCCCAAUUUUCGUGAGAUAAUCACGCGGAUGCACGUCAACUUUGCCAUCAUCACUCCGACCUUGGCCCGUCUCCUUCGCCCUUCAGAUCUUCCUUCUCUCGAGGUACUUGGUCUGGUAGGAGAGCCCUUCAUUGAUCGUGAUAUCCAGACUUGGAAACCCCACGUUCGCCUGUUCAACACAUAUGGACCCGCUGAGUGUAGCGCUCUSUCCAGCGUACAGUCAUAUGAGCAGAUGACGGAACAAAAUAUCAUUGGCCCUUCCAAGACUGCGCUUUACUGGAUUGUAGACCCAAAUGAUCGCGAGAAGCUUGUGCCAAUCGGCGCCAUUGGAGAACUUUUGAUCGAGGGUCCAAUUGUUGGAAGGGGUUACGCCGGGGAUCUGAAGCAGACCAAGGAGCGCUUCAUCAAGGCUCCGAGCUGGCGAUCCCAGUUCCCUAGUGACUGCGAAAGCCGAUGGUACUGCACAGGGGAUCUCGUUCAGUAUGUGGAUGGAGGCGCAAUGCGAUACAUUGGUCGCGCUGAUUUCCAGGUGAAGUUGAGAGGCCAACGCAUGGAACUCGGCGAAGUUGAGUGUCGUAUGCGUGAGAAACUUCCGCCGGGAACAGAUGUGAUUGCUGAACUCAUCACGCCAAAAGGCGACGCGACAUCCAUACUGAUUGGUUUUGUGAGAGGUCCGGACCAGAUUACCUUCAAGGAUGAGGAUGGCGGCAUAUUCGCAGCUCCAAGCCAAAAGUCUCGAGCUGAGGCUGCACGCUUAGUUGCACAUUUGACGGCUUGUCUACCAAGUUACAUGGUGCCCUCAUCUAUACUACCGCUACACACGAUCCCAAGCACACAUACUGGCAAGACCAACCGCAAAGAAAUCCAACACUUGGCGUCGCAGCUGAGCCUUGAAGAAAUCCAUGGCUUUAUGCACGAAGCUGUUGAACGACGUCUUCCCGAGACGCCAGCUGAAAGGACAAUUUGUCAAUUAGUCGAGGAGGUCUUACAAAUCCAGGAUGUUGGGAUGAAUGACAAUUUCUUCAGACUCGGCGGGGACUCGUUACGAAUCAUGGAAUUGACACGUCAAGCCAAGGAUGCUGGAAUAUUCAUUACCACUGAGAACGUCUUGCGAGCUUCGUCGCUCUCAGACCUGGCACAUUCGAUGAGCCCCAUUGGCAGGAUCGAAGGUAAAGUACCGCAGUUCCAACUGCUUCCAGACGAUCCCUCCAAGGAGCGAAUCAUUCGUGCAGCCAUGGAUUCCUGCAACGUAGCAUCUUUGGACGAACUGGAUGACAUCUACCCUUGCACUCCUUUGCAGGAAAGCCUCAUGGCCCUAUCCGUGCACCAAAUCAAGCCUACUUAUGUCAUGCACUCAGUCCAUGACUUGGCUCUGGAGAUCGAUGUCGAGAAGCUUCAACAGGCGUGGAACAAGGUGAUUUCACUCAACCCCAUCUUGCGCACACAGAUCGUGCAGGUGUCUAGCAUAGGCAUGUUGCAAGUCGUGGUCGGAGAGCGCGCUACUUCCAUCUGGGAGAUGGCUGAGGACCUGGAAGAGUUACGCGGCAAAUGCGAGCAAUGGUCCAUUGAAUAUGGCAGACCACUCAUGCGACUCUUACUGUGCUGA
Molecule: messenger RNA, 2922 nt
Organism: Ramularia collo-cygni
Lineage: Eukaryota; Fungi; Ascomycota; Dothideomycetes; Mycosphaerellales; Mycosphaerellaceae
Exons: 1
Coding region: 1-2922 (973 amino acids)
Biological process (GO): amino acid activation for nonribosomal peptide biosynthetic process; secondary metabolite biosynthetic process
Cellular component (GO): cytoplasm
Molecular function (GO): phosphopantetheine binding
Source: RefSeq, a predicted model, not a curated record